AUGGAUUACCGCACGCUGGAGAUCACAUUGGGCUCGGCCAAGGGCCUGAAGCAAGUCAACGUCUUCUCCAAGAUGGCUGUCUAUGCCGUCGUCUCCGUCUCCAGCGACCGCCGAUCGUCCCACCGCACGCCUUCUGAUCCGCACGGCGGGCGCAACCCUAUCUGGCAUUCGACCCUGCGCCUCGCCGUCCCCGCUGAAGGCGCCCUCUCCGGCAGCCACUCGCUCCACAUCCUCCUCCGCACCGAGCGCGCCUGCCCCCUCGGCGAUCGCGACGUCGGCGAGGUCCGCGUGCCCCUCGCCGAUCUGUUCAACUCGGAGGGAAACGAGGGACGGCGGAGCGUCCGGCACAUCAGCUACCAGGUUUGCCCGAUCGGGUCGGGCAGACCGAAAGGGGUGCUCAAUUUCUCUUACAAGCUCGGCGAGCGCAUCCCGGCGCCGGAUCCUGAUCCGAUCACCGACUUCGCCUACCCGUCCGCCGUGGACGCUCACGGCGCGCGGCCUUGCUACCGUGACAGCAGGCGAGCUCGUGACGGCGACGCUCCCCAUCUAGUCGACCCCUAUUCGCCGCCCCUGUGA
Zingiber officinale is the source of this 576-nucleotide messenger RNA. RefSeq names its product protein SRC2-like. The transcript has a single exon. The coding region runs from base 1 to 576 and encodes 191 amino acids. Lineage: Eukaryota; Viridiplantae; Streptophyta; Magnoliopsida; Zingiberales; Zingiberaceae. The record is from RefSeq and is a predicted model, not a curated record. Gene Ontology annotation, biological process: defense response.